Lates calcarifer (barramundi perch) is the source of this 3652-nucleotide messenger RNA. It is a transcript of the gene ddx31, whose product is annotated as DEAD (Asp-Glu-Ala-Asp) box polypeptide 31. The transcript has 21 exons. The coding region runs from base 196 to 2349 and encodes 717 amino acids. Gene Ontology annotation, molecular function: RNA helicase activity; ATP binding; nucleic acid binding. The record is from RefSeq and is a predicted model, not a curated record. Gene Ontology annotation, biological process: ribosome biogenesis. Lineage: Eukaryota; Metazoa; Chordata; Actinopteri; Centropomidae. Gene Ontology annotation, cellular component: nucleus.
UUGACUUGAUUUUAUGUUCAACAACAACAAAAACUUUUCAAAAUAAAAGGUGAAGCUCUUGCGCAUGUGCAGUAACUCAGUCGUGAAGGAGGCGGGGCUUCAGUGACGCACCAGGAAGAGUUUCCCACGUGCCUCGGUUUGUUCGGUCUUCUCCUGUGUCAGAGCUCAGCUCAGGGUCUGACCUCAGGUGUAUUGAUGAUGUCAUCAGCAGACGACCAGCUGUGUCUGAACAUCAGCAGUAGUUUUCCCUCGUCUCCGUCUUCCAGGAGGAGACGUGUGAGCACUCAGCAGAGAUGGGACAGAGAGAAGCAGCGGGGAGCAGAGAAGAGGAGGAUCAGCUCCUCCUCAGAGGAGACGACACACUCCUUCAAACUGAGGAGGCUGCAGCAGGAGGAGACACCACAGAAGAAGGAGACGAAGGAGAAGGAGACAGGAAGGAGCAGCAUCAAGACCUCCUCUCUGUUCAAAUACAACCCAGAUAUACCUGAGAUUCACAGACCUGUUGUUUCUCAGGUGAAGGAGCAGAUUUUCACCUCUGAUUCGUUCUCAGACCUGAACCUUCACCCACACCUGGUGGCGACACUGAACAAAGUCCUGAAUGUUUCCACCCUGACCAGUGUUCAGAAACAGACCAUCCCGGCUCUUCUCUUGGGACGAGACGCCGUCGUUCGAUCUCAGACCGGAUCAGGUAAGACCCUGUCCUACGCCGUCCCCCUGGUCCAGAGUCUUCAGUCGGUUCAGCCGAAGGUCAGCAGGUCAGACGGUCCUCUGGCUGUCGUCAUCGUCCCCACCAGAGAGCUCGCCCAGCAGACCUUCCAGACCUUCCAGAAACUUCUCAAGCCGUUCACCUGGAUCGUCCCAGGUGUUCUGAUGGGAGGAGAGAAGAGGAAAGCAGAGAAGGCCAGACUCCGUAAAGGAAUCAACAUCCUUGUUUCGACUCCCGGACGUCUGGUGGAUCAUAUCAAAAACACCCUGAGCAUCGCCUUCAGCGCCGUUCGCUGGCUGAUUCUGGACGAGGCUGAUCGGACGUUGGACCUUGGUUUCGAGAAGGAUCUGACCGUCAUAUUAAACAGUCUGAACUCUACAGGACCGAACAGACAGAACGUCCUGCUGUCGGCUACAAUGACACACGGUGUCACUCGUCUGGCCGAUGUUUGUCUCCAAGACCCCGUCAGUAUCCACGUGUCCGGCCCCACCUCCUCUGACUUCACUGCCGCCGCCGCUGCGACCUCUAACCCUGGCCCAGCCGGCCAAUCGGAGAGCUUUGCUGUACCAGAGGCCUUGAAGCAGUUUGUGGUGGUGGUUCCCAGUAAGAUCAGACUGGUCUGUCUGGCUGCUUUCAUCCUGGACAAAUGUCAGUUUUCUCAGAACAACAAACUCAUCGUCUUCGUAUCGAGCUGUGAGGCCGUUGAGUUCCUCCACUCUCUCUUCAUCUCCGUCCUCUCCAGGUCCUCAGCCAAUCGCAGGCCUCCACUCAGCUUCCUGCGUCUCCAUGGCAACAUGAAGCAGGAGGAGCGCUCUGAGGUUUUCCAGCAGUUCUCAGUGUGUGAGUGUGGAGUCCUGCUGUGUACGGACGUGGCAGCCAGAGGUCUGGACCUUCCUCACAUCACCUGGAUCGUUCAGUACACUCCACCGACGGCGGCGGCAGAGUACGUUCACCGUGUCGGACGGACAGCUCGUAUUGGAGGAAGAGGAAGCAGCCUCCUCUUCCUCACCCCUGCAGAGACCACCUUCAUCACCGAGCUGGCCAAUCACAACAUCAGCCUAUCAGAGAUGAAGCUGCUGGACAUCCUGUCUACUCUGAUGAUGGACGACGCCUAUAAGGGGAGGGGCAAAUACCACAGCAAGAGUUCGUCCAAAGCUCUGGAGCAGGAGAUCAGAGAGCGAGCAACCGUUCUGCAGACGGAGUUCGAGAACUUUGUUCACUCUGAUCCUGAGUCGGUGCAGGCGGCCAAGAAAGCACUGCAGUCCUUCCUGCGGGCGUACACCACCUACCCUGCCCACCUCAAACACAUCUUCCACAUCCGCUCGCUCCACCUGGGACACACUGCCAAGAGCUUCGGCCUCAGAGACGCCCCGCAGGGUCUGAGCUCUGCCGCCGGACCCAAACACCGAACCAAGAGCCAGAACAGGAACCAGGCCAGGAGUCCGGUCAAGACCCAGAACAAGAGGUCGAGCAGCAGCCAGGCUGCAGGACGGGCCAGAACUGGAGAAAAGAGGUUUGGUCACGGUCGGAGGGAGGUCAGUCUGCUCCGCUCUGAGUUCUCCAGCGGGUUGGAGGGAGGAGGCGCCAAGAAGAAGAAGAAGAAGAAGACGACAACAUCUGGUCAGUCAGGAGAGGAGGAGUGAUGAGGAGGUGCAGCAGCUGGAGUGCCCAUGAGCAAGGUGACGAUUUGUUCAUGUGACUGUUCUCAGGUGUGCAGACAUUAAACCCUGAGCAGUUUGACUCAUUUACAGGAUGUCUGCAAGUCCUGGAAAGGUCCUAGAAAAGUGUGACUGUUCAGACAGAGUAACUUUAAGGCCUGUGUGAAGCUUGGUUUAUAUUUCUGUGUUGAACUGACUCGUACCUGGUUUCUGUAAUAACACCACCUGAACACCAGGUGGCGGUGGAGUUUCUGUGUUGAGUUUCUUCAUGUUGGAGUUGGAGUGAACUGACGUUGAACAGCAGUUACUUUUACUGAAAUGACUGCGAUGCCAUAAAGAGAGAAGACGUAGGAGGAGAUGGAGAACGACCUCUGAAUUGACUGAGGCAGAGGGAGGAGGAGUUUCCUGCAUUUGUCCGACCAAUGAGAAUCAUGAGCCGACCAAAUGUCUUGAUGUGUUUGUUUCUCUGUUCACCACAACAGAACCCUGAAUGUUUUCACUCUGCUGGACUUUGUCUGAUAAAACGAUGCAAAAUACAAAUAAACGCAGGUUUUAAAAAAAGUCAAACUGGAGGAGAACUUUAAAACCUCUGACGCUCUGCAGAAGUAAAAGCCUGUUUCUACUGGAGCACACUCUGCAGCACUUAAGGAAAUAUUCAGCUCUCUGGUCAUUCUGAUGUGUAAUCGCUGCCUUUUAACAUCAUUAAUAUUUCAGCCUGUUUAAUAUUUGAUCAGCUGAUCGCUCUGGAAACGUCUGAUUUUGGAUUAAAUGUCCAGUUGUUUGAUUGGACGACUGAACAGGAAAUAUAUUUGUUAACAGAACAUCUUUAAAUGUUCUGGUCCUUCGGGAUCAUGAACCGAGACCUUUUAUAUCUAAAUUAAGUGGACUCACUCAGGUCCACAGACUGUAGAAGAUCAGAUGAGUGGUCCAGAACGAGACUGGAUCAGUCCCCGUCAAACCACAUCCAGUGAUAAAGGCCAAGUAAAAAUCCCAUGUCACUAAGACGAGUCCAUAAAAACUCACUAGACCAGGACCCGAAACUGUUCGGACCCUUUAGUUUCUCUUCACUUUGUUUUGUCGUAAACUCACUUUAACAAACUCUUAAAACAAAAAUCAGCAAAACGACAAAAAUACUGAGAAUUCUUUUCUUAUUUAUUGAAAAUUUAAAAAAUGAACUCUAACAGCCACAGACACAUUCAGAAGAAAGUUCUUAUAAAAACACCUGUGAUGAUGUGAUGAUGUGUUGGUGAGUACAGUUUCAUUACAGUUUGACUUGAUGGAGAAAAGG